UUAUCUUGUCUGGGAAGUGAGGGGACAGAAGCACUCAUCUGAAUUGAUCCCAAGUAAUUGGAAGUGGAGGAAAGAGAAAUCAAUGGACCGUGCAAAAUGGAUCCAACAGCUGUCUCCUGUUUGCAAGUAUAAGGACACAAACAACCUGACUACUUCAAAAGGGGACUGCAGUCUGUGACAUGGCACACUUCAGAGUGCUACGUUUGGUCUGCUCACAGGUAAGGGUCAAACUCUUUGCAAUUGUGACACUGCUAACACUUUGCAGGAUUUCAAUAUUUUUUUAUGGCUCAUUCCUUUGUUUUUUUGGAGCCUUUCUUCUGUGCAGGAAUGCCUUCAGACGAUUUGGUUCGUAGAGGGCUCUAUGCAUCUCUUACCAUUGUUGGAGUUCCUGGUAAUAUUCUUGUAAUCAUGGCAUUCCUUCUCCUGUCCUACGAAGAGAACCGUCUCCUUGCCGCUGAAGCCAUCGUCCUGCACCUAACCUGCGCCAAUCUGCUUGUGGUGGUUGUACGCUGUCUAACGGAGACCCUGGCCUCCUUCCAUGUGGUCAAUGUCUUCGGAGAUGCAGGUUGUAAAGGGGUCAUCUUCAUCUACAGGACCUCUCGUGGCCUCUCAAUCUGGCUCACCUUCCUCCUGAGUACUUACCAAUGUCUGAGCGUCUCUCCUCCUGGAUCCUACUGGGCCUCUGUGCGAGUACUGUUAGCCCAAAAUUUGGUUUUUGUAUUCCUCUUCCUCUGGGUGCUCAACACCACUAUGAGCUCAGGAGCAAUACUAUUCUCUUUAAGCUCCAAGAAUGAUUCAAGUCCAAUAAACAACGCUGUAAAUUUAGAAUUCUGCUUUGUGAGCUUCCCUUCAGAUUUGUCCAAAGAGAUCUUUGGAGCAGUACAAGUAAGCAGAGAUGUGGUGCCAAUGGCCCUCAUGACUCUAACCAGUGUGAUUAUUCUAGUCCUUCUUUACCAGCACAACCAACACAUGAAUGAUCUUCACAGAAACAGUAACGCAAGUGGAGGAAGAUGUGGAGCAAAGAGACGAGCUGCAAAGGUUGUGGUUGUGCUUGUGACUUUGUAUUUGGGCCUGUAUGGUGUAGACUGUGGCCUUUGGGUAUACACCCUAACUGUGAAAAAGACAAUGAGUUCUUCACUGAUCUCAGAUCUGCGUGUAUUUUUUGCCUCCAUGUAUGCAGCCCUCAGCCCUUUGGUUAUCAUUGUAUCUAACAGGAAGGUGAAUAGCAGGCUGAUGUGUAUAUCACAGAAGCUUGCCUAAGAGAGAGCCAGACACGCUCCAUCUUUUUGAGAUAUGCUUCUGAGGUUGAUUGUUUGCAGGGCACAAGGAUAAUUUGACCUCCUACAUUUUUUUCUUAUGUGGUGCAUUUCUUUUAAAGGUUGUAAAGAAAUAUAAAUAAAUGUAAGUUAUAUUUUUUGACAAAUUUAUUUUGUCUUGAUAAGUGUAGUUUCAUAUUCAUGUAAAUCCCACUAUAAAUAUUCUCUGCUGGCAUCAUGUUGCUUUAUCAGUUUAUUCAUUAUGUUUUAUCCAUUUUAUUUAUGUGAAAAUGUUACAGUAUGUUAACAAUGCUAACAACAAACGCUAAUUGUACUCCAGAAAAUUUUGUACUUGAAAUUGUACUUGACAGAAAAUGUCUGAUGGAAAACUGAAGAAUUGCUCGCGCAGAGCCGUGAGAUGAAAAAAGAUGUAUAUUACUAAAGAAAAAAAAUGAUGCAAUGCAACGCUGACAAUGUCAGAGCUUCAUAAAAUGAGGAGACACAAAAAGUAGAUUUUGGCACUAUACCUCUCAGUCUGCUGCUGGAUGUGGCAAGCUGGUAAUUUAGGAGUCAUUAUGUAAUUUUUCUGACUUGACAAAUCAAGGGCAAGGAGAAGUGGUGAGGACAUAACCUUUGCGAGUGACAGCCUAAAAAACAUAAAGUGGGGCUGCCAGCACUCUGCAAUCCUGUCAUGACUCUUAAGUGCAAUCACUGUGGGGCUGUUGAGCUGCUGUCGCACUGCAGGUGAGAAUAACACUUCUUUUUGUGCUUGUGCAAACUGUUGCUUGAAUCAUAUAGUCAAUGCCGGAAACAUGAAAGGUCACAAGUGUCACUACAAAGUAAUAUUCAUUUUUCACACAGCUGGAACCAAGAACAUCUUUCAAAAAGCUUUUCCCAGAUGACAUAUUCCAUGUUUCUUACUCUUCAAUCCACUGAAAUCUGAGUGGCACUCUAUACAGACUCCGGUGGAAUGAAGGAUAGAAGACAUGGAUGUUUUCAUGUGCCGUCACAACUGGUAAGGAAUUGCUGAAUGCCGGCUCCGAUGAGCUUUUUGACGGCUUCCAGAGGAGCCGUUCCUUUGCUGUCAAGAAGGAAGAUUUGGCAGAUAUGUUAAGAGGAACAAACAAACAAAAGACAGGUUUCACUGGAGUGCAAGCUCAAGUCUCAGCGAGUGUUUGAAGGGCGUGCCAGGCAGGCCUCUCCUUGCACAAGACAGGACCUGUUUCCCUCUGCUCUGCAUCCUGCAAGUCUUUUGAGCCCAAAGGACCCGUGCUGCUGUGAAAUAAAUGCAUGUGGCGCAAAAUUCUAAGCAUCAUUAGGUCUCUUAUUCCUUUAAGACUGUGCUUGUCUACAGGACUGCUCAGUGGUUUUAAAGCCAGAAAUCAAACGUUUUAACUUUACACUCAAACAAGUGAAAAAACACAAGAGCAAAAAACAAAUAACUUACUUUCCUCAAAACAACAAACCAGUAACAAGUCAGUUCAUUUACUUGUUAGGAGAAAGAAAAUGUGUAAAAUACAAACCCAUAGAAAGACAGCAGAGUAAAUCUUCGAAGGUGUCUAAAAAAACACAGCUAAAUCCCACCAGGUGAUCCUGUUAAGACCUCUGUC
Molecule: messenger RNA, 2866 nt
Organism: Oryzias latipes (Japanese medaka)
Lineage: Eukaryota; Metazoa; Chordata; Actinopteri; Beloniformes; Adrianichthyidae
Source: RefSeq, a predicted model, not a curated record